This is a messenger RNA of Tripterygium wilfordii, 3214 nucleotides long. Its product is annotated as receptor-like protein EIX2. The record is from RefSeq and is a predicted model, not a curated record. NCBI's taxonomy places the organism in Eukaryota, Viridiplantae, Streptophyta, Magnoliopsida, Celastrales, Celastraceae. Bases 110 to 3103 code for a protein of 997 amino acids. The transcript has a single exon. Gene Ontology annotation, molecular function: protein binding.
UUCCUCCUAUUUUACUCGCAAAAGCGACGUCCACUUUCCUAUCUCUUUAAAAUACAACAUUAGUCCUCCUCUGCAUUCCAUUCCAUUCCAAUUAUCAGUCACUCCAGUCAUGGCUCCUGCUACCAUUGCUUCUGUCCAUAUUUUCUUACUUGUAAUGUUAUCCCCUGCAUUUCUCUUUAUUCAGACAAUAAAACAUGUGUCCUGCAGUGGUACUCCCAAUAUCAUCUGCAUAGACUCUGAGAGAGAGUCUCUUCUCAGCUUCAAAGAAGCCCUCAUAGACCCUUCAAACCAGCUCUCUUCUUGGGUGGGCGACGAUUGCUGCGGAUGGACUGGCGUGACCUGUGACAACAUGUCCGGAAAUGUGAUCGAGCUCAAGCUUCGUAACAUGUUCUCAGACGACACUAAUGUGUUCGACGCAUCUGCCUAUGCAUUGGGCGGUCAGAUAAGUUCUUCUCUGCUUGAGUUGAGACAUUUGAGGUACUUAGAUCUUAGCAUGAAUAAUUUUGAAGGAACCCCAAUCCCAAACUUCCUUGGAUCAAUCAAGACAUUGAGAUACCUUAAUCUCUCUAGUGCAUCAUUUGGUGGGACUCUUCCUUCAAAUCUUGGUAACUUAUCAAGCUUGCAGUACCUUGAUCUAAACUCUUACUUUAAUGAGUCAACAGAAAAUGACCUGAAUUGGUUACCAAAUCUUACUUCUUUGAAGUACCUAAACUUGGGAAAUGUUGAUCUUAGUAAAGUUAGAAACUAUUGGCUUCAAGCAGUGAACAAGCUUUCUUCUCUCCAAGAGUUGCAUUUACCAACUUGUGGACUCUCCACUCUUCCUCUCUCUUCUUCAGUUGUUAACCUUACUUCCCUUUCCGUUCUUGAUCUCUCCUACAAUGGUUUCAAUUCCUCAAUACCUUCUUGGAUUUUCAACUUGACUAGUCUUGUUUAUCUUGACCUCAGUUCUAAUGAUAUCCAAGGUGUUUUUCCUGACGAAUUCGUGCAGCUGAAAUUUCUCAAACACAUUGAUCUGUCCGAGAACUCGUUCAUCCAAGGCAAUUUAUCUAGAACUCUAGGAAAGCUAUGCGGUUUGCAGGUGCUUGAUCUUUCUUUCAACGACAUUAAUGGGGAGAUGACGGACGUUAUUGAUGGCUUUUCUGAAUGCUCAAACUCUAGCUUAGAGUUACUGCAUUUAGGAUACAAUAACCUCAAUGGGUUUAUUCCAAGUUCAAUUGGGAACCUGAGGAAUCUGAAAUAUCUUCUUCUUAUGAGGAACUCGUUUUCUGGUUCAAUUCCAGAAACCAUCGGAAACUUGUCGUCCUUACAAGAAUUAUACCUCGCAGAUAAUUUGAUGGCAGGAACAAUUCCAGUCAGUCUGGGGCAACUCUCAAAGCUGGUUUAUGUUGAUAUCUCAAAAAAUCUGUGGACAGGAGUCAUCACAGAAGCUCAUUUUUCGAACUUGACGAGUUUGAAAGAGGUGUCUAUCGAUCAAUCUUCUGGUAGGAUCACCUUGGUUUUCAAUAUCAGUUAUGAGUGGAUACCCCCAUUUAAGCUCAGGUACAUCAACGUCAAAUCAUGUAAAGUAGGACCUGGAUUUCCGUCGUGGUUGAGGAAUCAGAAUGAGCUUAACUCUGUCUCGGUGGCGUGCGCUGAACUGUCAGGGACUAUACCAAAGUGGUUCUGGGAAUUAGAUCUGUUGUUGGAUAGGCUAGACUUCAGUAAUAAUCAGUUAACUGGGAGACUACCGAACACAAUAAGAUUCAAUCAUCAAGGAAUUGUUUUCUUGAACUCCAAUCUCUUCACAGGUCCUAUGCCACUGCUGUCAUCCAAUGUCACUUCCCUGCAUCUGGAUAAUAACUUGUUUUCUGGACCUAUUCCGACUGAUUUUGGCCAAAGAAUGCCAAUACUGGCAGAUUUGGAUCUCUCUUUUAACUCCUUAAAUGGUUCCAUUCCCAUGUCUGUCAGAAACCUAGCUUCUCUCCUGACUUUUGUCGUCUCCAAUAAUCGAUUGACUGGAAAAAUUCCCGAUUUUUGGGAUGGUCUACUUGAGAUCUAUGUUAUAGACAUGUCAAACAAUAGUUUCACUGGAGAGAUACCAAAAUCAUUUGGUUCUCUGAGUGGGCUCAAAUUCUUGACAUUAAGCAACAACCGCCUCUCUGGGGAGUUCCCAUCUGUUUUACGGAAUUGCACUAUGAUGGAAGCACUAAAACUCGGAGACAACAGAAUUUCAGGACGAGUUCCCGGAUGGAUUGGAGGAACAAUGCCAUCAUUGUUGAUUCUAAGUCUACGAUCAAACUUGUUCUCUGGAAAUGUACCAACAAAAUUAUGCAAUCUUUCCUCUCUUCACAUACUAGACCUCGCACAUAACAAUCUGUCAGGAUCGAUACCAUCUUGUGUUGGAAAUUUGAUUGGUAUGUCAUCUAUUCAAGAAGAUGCUCGUUACGAAGGACAGUUCAUCGUGGCAACGAAAGGGACAGAGUACUUCUAUGAAACUACUCUCUAUCUAGUGAAUAGUAUAGACCUUUCAGGCAAUAACCUGUCUGGUCAAGUACCGGAGCUAACAGAAAAUCUCUCAAAAUUAGGCAUCUUGAACCUCUCUAUCAAUCAUUUGACAGGUAAGAUACCAGAGAGCAUUAGUAGAUUGCGAAUUUUGGAGACACUCGACCUCUCAAGAAACCAACUAUCAGGAACAAUUCCUCCAGUCAUGGCCUCCAUAACUUCAUUAAAUCACCUAAACCUUUCUCAUAACAAUCUCUCAGGAAGUAUCCCAACCACAAACCAGUUUCAGACCUUCACUGAUCCGUCUAUCUAUGAAGGCAAUUCUGCACUUUGUGGCGUCCCACUACCGACCAAAUGUAACCGUGAUGAUGGAACAUCUAAUGAUUCUCCUGGAAAUGAAGACAAUGGUGAUGAAGACGAUGAUGAUAAUGAAAGAGUGUGGUUCUUCAUCAGCAUGGUACUAGGAUUUGUUGUGGGGUUUUGGGCUGUAUUUGGGACUCUGCUAGUAAAGAAGACUUGGAGGGAAGCGUACUGCAAGUUCUUUGAUGACAUGAAAGAGAGGCUAAGUGUGGCUUAUCUUCGAAGAAGGAUGAAAGAGAAAGGAACAGCGUCUUCAGGGUGACAGAAAUGGAUUUGAGUGAAGUCUUUUUACUAUAAUCAAUAACCAGAUAUCUCAUGUAUUGUAUUCAUAUGUAACUUUCACAUUAGAAGCAAUGCAUGAGCUUCAGUGCUA